Messenger RNA from Tarenaya hassleriana, 2163 nucleotides. RefSeq lists its product as uncharacterized. The transcript has 2 exons. The record is from RefSeq and is a predicted model, not a curated record. NCBI's taxonomy places the organism in Eukaryota, Viridiplantae, Streptophyta, Magnoliopsida, Brassicales, Cleomaceae. Bases 332 to 1975 code for a protein of 547 amino acids.
GUGCGCGCACUUGGCAUGGCAUCCGUCAAGCGAAGCUGCUGAUUUUUUUUUUCUUUGGCUCUUAAAAUAUUCUCACGAUUUUUUUUUUUUAACUCCCUGAAAUUUGUUUCCAAUUCAAGGGACGCACGAUUUCAGUGGCACUUUUUAGGAGGCUUUUUUACUUCGCCAGAUCCAAAUCGUUUGAAAAGAACUUGAGUCGCGUCGCGUUCACACAUCUUCGCGGAUCUUCCGUCCUCGUUCGUUCUUCGCCGCUUGCCGGAAAAGAAAAACACAAAGCUCUGUUUUUGGAUCGAUUUGCUUUUCUGGGUUGCUUUGUGAGAGAGAGGCAGAAAUGUUCAGAUCAUCGCCGAGAAGAGGACAGAGGUCGAAGGGCUUCAAGGUGAAGCAUUGCGUUCAGCUAUGCGUGUUACUGGGCGUUGGGAUAUGGCUGCUUUACCAAGUGAAGCAUUCUCACGAGAAGAAAGCUCAGUUCGAGAAGGAGAGUGCGAAUGUCGGUGUGAAGUUCGGGAGGAAAGAUCUCAACCCGAAGGUCGAGGAGACUCCGGUGAAAUAUGAACCAGAGGAUGAUACUGAUAAUGGAGGAGAUACGCGUACUUAUACUGUUGAAAAGGAGAAUGAGAAUGUCGAUGAGAAUGCAGAGCGGGAGGAGGAUGGAGGCGAGGAGAAGGAGAAGGAAAGUGAAGGAACCGAGAGCAAAGAGGAUGGAAACAGUGAAGAGAGGGAGGAGAGGAAAGAGAAUGAGGGUAUGGAAGAGGAGAACGAGGUGAAGGACGAAAGUGACGGGUCAGGAGAUAAAGAGAAGGAGACAGAGGAGAAUGAGGGUGGAGGAGGUGAGACGAGCAGCGAGGAAGCGAGAGAGAAGAAUUACAAAGGAGAUGAUGCAUCGAGCGAGGUAGUCCAUGAAACACAUGAGAAUGAGCAGCCGGGAGAGAAGAGGGAAAAGGCCGAAAACGAGGAAGAAAGCAAAUCUAACAGCAAUGAGAAUGUCAGUUUCCAAGAAGAUGAGUCGGGUCCAAAGACUGAGGAAGUGGAAGACGCCAUUAUAAAGACUGUUGCUUCGAACACAACAGAGAGUGGCAGUGAUGAUGGUAACCAACAAGAGACGAACAAUGAGACGGGUGAGAAGUCAGAAGCUGAAAACACUGACCCGUCUUCCUCUGAUGAAACGAAAACAGAGAGCCAGAGCGACUCUAAAGAGGGUGAAUCUGUCACGCAGAAUGUGGUGUUGGCAAAGGGUUUUUCUGAUUCUAAUGGCGAGUUGCCUGAAACAAACCAGUCACAAUCCAAUGCAACAGAGACCACAGAAUCUGGUGGAAACAACGGGUCGGAAUCUGGUGAGAAGACCGAUAACUCCACCAACAGCACUGACGAGAGUGGUAAAUCUGCAGGCAAUUCUGGUGAUGAGAAUCCUGAAGAAAUAAAAAAAGAAGAUGAAAAGGAGAAAGUAGAGUCAACAGAGCUAUCAUCAGAGGAAAAUGGGAAGAAAGAAGAUGGGACGAAGGAAAAGGAAGAGUCUUCAGACUCACAGGCAAAUGAAAACACUGAGAGUGAGAAAAAGGAACAGGAAGAAUCUUCCAAUUCUUCAAACGAUCAAGAGAACAAUAACAAUACACCAUCCGAGGAAAAUGGUAAAACUGAGAGUGAGCCCAGCAACGAAGAUGGCAGUUCAGGCUCAGAUUCUACCCAAAAGGAAUCGGAGGAGGAAUCCGCAGAAUCCACGAAAACAGAACCACGGAAAGAGGAAAGCAACAACGGAGAUUCAAGCCAAAAGGAAUCGGAGGAUACAACGGAAUCAGAGAAAGAAGAAAGCAAGAAGGAUGAUGAGACAGAAGUAGAAGUGACGCAGAACGAUCACGAUGAACACACGGAUUCCUCUUCAGACAACAGUCUCCCUCAAGAAGUGAAGGAAGUCCGGACUGAUCUGGAAACCCUGCCUGACACCGGAGGGAACAACGACAACAUUGCUGCCGAGUGAGGGUUCGCAUGCCUUAUUAAAUUCAUGCUCGUCAUUUGGGCCGUUUUCAAGAAUUGAGAUUUCUUCCUUUUCUCAUCAUAUCUGUAGUUGUACCCUUUACAAAUUUAUAUAUUUGAUGGGUUUUUGUCAAACUUGAGACCAAAGUACGAGUUUUUUUUAAUAAUCAAACUUGGAUGAUCUUGAGAGAA